Drosophila pseudoobscura is the source of this 2813-nucleotide messenger RNA. RefSeq names its product Dpr-interacting protein zeta (gene DIP-zeta). The record is from RefSeq and is a predicted model, not a curated record. Gene Ontology annotation, cellular component: neuron projection. The transcript is spliced from 10 exons. NCBI's taxonomy places the organism in Eukaryota, Metazoa, Arthropoda, Insecta, Diptera, Drosophilidae. The coding region runs from base 567 to 2144 and encodes 525 amino acids.
GCGUAUACGUAUACGUAACAGCAUUUUUCAUUCGUUGGAUUUUCUUUUCUUUUCUGAAGCAUUUCCGGCGCAGCACGGGCAGCGCCAGAGCCGGGCUCUGUCUCGGAAAAUCAGUUUCGUUACGCUUUCCACACGAAACGGACGCGUGUUGCGGCUGGCCUGGGGCGCCACAAAAUCAAAAUAAUAACGUAAAAUCUCACGUAAUGUCGCAGUGAAAUGUCACAGUUAUAGUACUAUUUUUGCCGGGAAAUUCGGGAGUGAAGUGUGAAAGCCACAAAAAUUGCAAAAGCAAAUUUGGCCAAAGGGCAAUGGAAAAGAAAAACUCUGAUAACAAAACCGUGUGAAAAACGCUCGAGAAAAGAAAAACAUUGUAUCAUAAAAUCAUAAAACAAAACCCGAGGCCAAACAGAGCAAAGAGUGGUGGAGGAGAGGCGCCGAUUCAGGAUUACAGAGAGAAGGAGGAGGAUGCACUUUGGCCAGGAGACGAGGCCAUCAUUGGGGCUGCUCCUGGCGGUUGAGGUUGCUCUGGCUAAACGGUCGCCGAAGGCCAGAAGAACGGCAAGUUGAUGUUGCUGCCAUCUUGGCAUCUAAUUGGGGCCCUCCUCGUGCUCACGGCCACAGCGGGGGACGCCACCAACAACAAGAUCAUCUUGCCACAAAUACUGAACGGCGGCGGAGACGCCCCUGGCAAGCACCCAUCCGGAGCCAAGACAGCGAACGGUGCCACAAAUGGCGGCGGAGGCGGGGCAGUCGGUGUCGCCACAGGAACUGGCAAUACGGUGGUCGGAAGCAAUGGCGUGAUUGUUGCCGGUGGCGGUGUUGUGGCCAAUGGCCCAACCACGAAUUUAAACACUGUUGUCGAAGAACCCGAAUUUACUGAAUACAUCGAAAAUGUAACUGUACCUGCCGGACGUAAUGUUAAGCUCGGAUGCUCCGUUAAGAAUCUGGGAUCAUAUAAGGUAGCAUGGAUGCACUUUGAGCAGAGCGCUAUCCUUACCGUGCACAACCACGUGAUCACGCGGAAUCCACGGAUCAGUGUCACGCACGACAAGCACGACAGGCAUCGCACGUGGUAUCUGCACAUCAACAAUGUCCACGAGGAGGACAAGGGACGCUACAUGUGCCAGAUCAAUACGGUGACGGCCAAAACGCAGUUUGGCUACCUCAAUGUUGUGGUUCCCCCCAACAUUGAUGAUUCGCUGAGCUCCAGCGAUGUGAUUGUCCGCGAGGGCGCCAACAUUUCGCUGAGGUGUCGGGCGAGCGGUAGCCCGAGACCCAUUAUCAAAUGGAAACGGGACGAUAACUCCCGUAUAGCCAUCAAUAAGAAUCACAUAGUAAACGAAUGGGAGGGCGAUACUUUGGAGAUAACUCGCAUCUCCCGUUUGGAUAUGGGCGCCUACCUGUGCAUCGCCUCGAAUGGGGUGCCCCCAACGGUUUCCAAGCGCAUCAAAGUCAGUGUCGACUUCCCCCCAAUGCUGCUCAUUCCCCAUCAAUUGGUUGGCGCACCAGAAGGUUUCAAUGUCACCAUCGAAUGUUUUACGGAGGCGCAUCCCACAUCACUCAAUUAUUGGACACGCGGCGAGGGACCAAUCAUACACGAUUCGCACAAGUACAAAGUUGAAUCAAGUGUAGGCGUGCCUGCCUACAAGACCCACAUGAAGCUAACGAUCAUAAGUGUCAGCAGCGGCGACGAUGGCAUCUACAAAUGUGUGGCCAAGAAUCCCAGAGGAGAGACUGAUGGCAUUAUCCGAUUGUAUGUCUCCUAUCCACCAACGACCGUAUCAUCGGGCACAACCGAUUCCCAUUGGGAGAGGGAAAAUGGCAUCAAUGGCAACAAUUACGCCUAUGGCGGAUCCGAUGGCCAACGCUCUAGUUAUGGCCAAGACAAAAAUACGAGAUAUCAAUCGAAUUUGAAUGAAAUCGGUUUAUCUGAACAAAAAUCCUUCCUAGAUAAGACCCAAAAUCCAUUGGCGGCCAAUGGAAAUGGCAAUGCGAAUGAUCCAGAGGACUCCGAGGCCAACAGGGGAGCGAAUUCUUCCAAGGCCAUUGCGUGGAUGACGCUCCUCCUACCAAUAACAUUCUUGUUAACAAUCCGCCAGUCAGCGGUUGGUUCUACUAGCUCUAUCGUAAGUGUAAGUCUAUGAACCAAUGGUAUGGGACUAGAUCUAAGGCUUCAAACGUAAUGUUAGCAUAUAAAUGAGAAUACUAUAUUUAAUCGCAUAGAACCACUAGUGGAACCGAGACCCUAAAUACGAUCCGCCCUUCCCCAUAUAUGAGACACACAUCCAGGCAGACAGACAGAGAGAGAGCUUGUUAUAUGCAUAUGUAUAUCCAUCAAAUCACAAUCUAUACAAAUACUCUAUAUAUAUAAAUCUAUGUAUAGGAACAAGGGUAAAUGCAAUUUCAUUUUGCUUUCAAUGCUGUGCUUCAAAACUGAGAAAUCGUUUCACAUGAUUAUCGGAUCGUAUAAUGUAUCUAUCACACGAUCUCCAUCAUCGAUAUCUAUACAUUAUAUUUGUGCGUUAAACGCUGAUCAAUACACAAGAAGAAACAAACACUCAUGAAUACACACAUACAACAUAUACAUACAUAUGCCUUAAGGAUUGCAAAUGAAAUAUAUAUAUAUAUACAUACAUAAAUAGAUAUAUAGACCCACACACACAUAUCGAGCAUAGAAUAUGUUUAAGUAUAAAAUGCAGGUUAAUUUAAAUAUAUUUUCUAGUUUAAAGGCGGCCAAACAUUUUUGGGAAUUUAUUUUAAAGUUGAAAUUUGCAUGGAAGAAUGCUUUUGGAAUAAAAUACCAAAAAUACCAA